Rattus rattus (black rat) is the source of this 3156-nucleotide messenger RNA. RefSeq names its product thyrotropin releasing hormone receptor (gene Trhr). The coding region runs from base 96 to 1334 and encodes 412 amino acids. Gene Ontology annotation, biological process: phospholipase C-activating G protein-coupled receptor signaling pathway. Gene Ontology annotation, molecular function: thyrotropin-releasing hormone receptor activity. The record is from RefSeq and is a predicted model, not a curated record. The transcript is spliced from 3 exons. Gene Ontology annotation, cellular component: membrane. NCBI's taxonomy places the organism in Eukaryota, Metazoa, Chordata, Mammalia, Rodentia, Muridae.
GAACUACUGCAAAAACAAGCAAACAGCACAAAAGGCAGAGGCUGGAAAGAUGUUUUAGAAAGUCUCUGUGUCAGAGAAGCUUCAAGCCCCUGAAGAUGGAGAAUGAAACCGUCAAUGAACUGAACCAAACAGAGCUCCCGCCUCAAGUAGCCGUGGCCCUCGAGUACCAGGUGGUCACCAUCUUACUUGUGGUGGUUAUCUGUGGACUGGGCAUUGUGGGCAACAUCAUGGUAGUCCUGGUGGUCAUGAGAACGAAGCACAUGAGAACCCCUACAAACUGCUACCUGGUGAGUCUGGCUGUGGCGGAUCUCAUGGUCCUGGUGGCUGCAGGCCUCCCCAACAUCACCGACAGCAUCUAUGGUUCCUGGGUCUAUGGCUAUGUUGGCUGCCUCUGCAUCACGUAUCUCCAGUACUUAGGAAUUAACGCAUCUUCAUGCUCAAUAACAGCCUUUACCAUUGAGAGGUACAUAGCAAUCUGCCACCCCAUCAAAGCCCAGUUUCUGUGCACAUUUUCCAGAGCCAAAAAAAUCAUUAUCUUUGUCUGGGCCUUUACAUCCAUUUACUGUAUGCUCUGGUUCUUCCUUCUGGAUCUCAACAUCAGCACCUACAAAGAUGCUAUUGUGAUAUCCUGUGGCUACAAGAUCUCCCGCAACUACUACUCACCUAUUUACCUAAUGGACUUUGGCGUCUUUUAUGUCAUGCCAAUGAUCCUGGCCACUGUGCUUUACGGGUUUAUAGCUAGAAUCCUCUUCUUAAACCCCAUUCCUUCAGACCCUAAAGAAAACUCUAAGACGUGGAAAAAUGACUCAACCCAUCAGAACAAGAAUUUGAAUUUAAACACCACCAACAGAUGUUUCAACAGCACCGUUUCUUCCAGGAAGCAGGUCACCAAGAUGCUUGCAGUGGUUGUAAUUCUGUUUGCCCUUUUAUGGAUGCCCUACAGGACUCUUGUGGUUGUCAACUCAUUUCUCUCCAGCCCUUUCCAGGAAAAUUGGUUCUUGCUCUUUUGCAGAAUUUGCAUUUAUCUCAACAGUGCCAUCAACCCGGUGAUUUACAACCUCAUGUCUCAGAAGUUUCGUGCAGCCUUCAGGAAGCUCUGCAAUUGCAAGCAGAAGCCCACUGAGAAAGCUGCUAACUACAGUGUGGCCCUAAAUUACAGUGUCAUCAAGGAGUCAGACCGCUUUAGCACAGAGCUAGAUGACAUCACCGUCACCGACACGUAUGUGUCAACCACAAAAGUAUCAUUUGAUGACACCUGCUUGGCCUCCGAGAAGAAUGGACCCAGUUCUUGUGCAUAUGGAUAUUCUUUGACUGCCAAACAGGAGAAAAUAUGAACUUCCUCAAGAAUACCUUGGGCUGGUAUUAAUAAAGUGAAAUCUUUCAAACAAUUCAAUAUGACUCAAUAAGAUCCAACUGAUCGAAGGUCUUCAUUCAGAAGUCAGUAAGAACAUCAUGAUACUGAAAUGGUACAGGGUGGCACAAUAAAGAAGCAAACAUCUAAUCCCUAGCCAUGAGGACAAGCCACUCCUGUUUUGAUAUAUAUACAAAUUACUGGCAUGCUUUUCCUUAAUGUGUCUCUCUUUCUCAAAAUAAUUGUUAUUUGCCAGAUGACUCUGAACACAUCCUGGAAACCAAUUUGUUCUGAGCCUCCACAUAUGUCCUUCGAUACCCUUGAAUACCAAAUAAUUCUGAAUAGGCAAGUUAAACAGAAAAUCCCAUGGAGGACAAGUUCAUUUCAUGUUUGUAUCCCAGAAAUUGAACUAAGAUGCUGAGCUCAACAUUGACUUUCUCUUGAAUGAAUGAACGAAUGAACGAACGAAUGAAUGAAUGAACAUGAAUAAGUAAAUUUAUGAAUCUCCAACUAAGAAAUAUAACGUAAAAUCUUCAUGAUGCCUGAGUUCCUCAUAGAUUUUUUUUUACAAAUAUAAAACUUCUUUGCCUUUUGUUUUUAUCAUCUUAAACCAUUCUCCUGGCUUAUUAAAAUGUAUUAUAUUGUGUCAGAUCAUGGUCACCACCAUCUCUGUGUAUAUAUUAUGAAUACAAAGUUCAAUAGUACUCUCAAAUUUCAAAUAGUUCAAAUAGUACUCUCACCUAAUUUAAUAAUGAUCAAGAUUAUUACAUGUAUGUUCAGAGAAUAACAACAUACUAUCACUGACAUGUGAAUAAAAUGAAAUGUGCAGAGUACAUGGUAGAAAGAGAAGUUAUAUGAUUUCAGAUUACAAACCUUAGAAUUCCUCAUUGGGAAAAGAAUAUCAGGGGGGUGCUAGAGUAAUUAGAACAACCUCAUAGGAAAGCUUGAAUUCUUAUAAGAAUAGACUUAGCUUAGAUAGGAAAAGACAAGUGAUGUACGGAAAGAGAGGUGAGUAAGGGUAGGAGGAAAAGAAACAAACUCUAGGUGGAAUGGAUAAUGUGUCCAGUUAAGUGUGACUCAUCGGGGAUUGAUCAAGGCAAGCAACUAGAAGAAAGGAAAGAAGGGAAAUAAAGUAUUUCCUGAUGAUUGUAUUUGUCGAGGAAAUAGUCAGCCAGACAGUUGGUAGACAUGUAUAUUAGUAAGCUGUCAUGUAUUUUCUAAACAUUGUAAAUUUCACUUAUUAUCUAUAAAAAUGUAGUAUGCUAUUUGUCUCCUAAGUGUUAUAAUUCUGUAAGAAUCCUAAAGUCAUAAUUUUCCAGGUAAAAACUAUAUUGUAUAUGUGUAUAUCUUUUCUAUAUUGCACUGUUAUCAUAUAUGGGAUAUAUUUAUUUAUGUAUAUAUGAUUCAGAGGUCCUUAACAGCCAUGAAGUUAUCCAGUUAUGCUCACCGUAGAGAUCCAAGCUAGCUCACAGGCCCUUCCUGUGCCUAAGCAUCCAUAUUAAAUGAGAAACUGAUAAGCAGUGACAAGCUUCUAAUGCCCUCACCCUGUUGACUUGCAUGCUGCUUAUAUCGUGCUCCUGAAUGCUUGGUUUCUUACGACAUGCCUCUGAAUGUUUAGGUUUCCUUUUACCAUUUGUAGAGAGCUGUAUACUCACUCAUCUCAUCACUUGGACAUCAAUCAUUGUGUCCGUGUGGAAAAAUAAUCUCCUUUAAGAAAGUGCAGUAUUAUGUGUUCUCUCUGCAGUGGGAAACUAUUGCUGUAUGUGUACGCAUGCACAAUAAAGUAUCAAACUGAAAGAUCCAGG